Molecule: messenger RNA, 3148 nt
Organism: Branchiostoma floridae (Florida lancelet)
Lineage: Eukaryota; Metazoa; Chordata; Leptocardii; Amphioxiformes; Branchiostomatidae
Exons: 11
Coding region: 111-2282 (723 amino acids)
Biological process (GO): oxaloacetate metabolic process
Molecular function (GO): magnesium ion binding; catalytic activity
Source: RefSeq, a predicted model, not a curated record
GUAUAAAUCUUGCCCCCGCCUCCGUUCAUACAUCGCUGCAGUCUGACACCGUCGGACGCUAGGCACAUCGUGAUCGCUCUUGCACGGCAGGGACCAGGUGUUGUUCAACAAUGGCGCUCAUUCCAAGACUGAUGCAGUACAGCAGUCUCCGCAAGAUGGUGCUGUUGGCACGCCAAUGGAAAACGCCUCCUAGCGCAUGCCUGGCCCAGUGCAGGGAACGGUCAUCGAUAGCCACCCCGCUCAUGAGGUCCGUGCUGUUCCUGAAGAAUUCACCCGAAAGCUUACAACAGUACAGCAGAGCCAGGGCUGACGCAUACAUCAUGGAUUUGGAAGAUGCGAUACCGAAAGGACAGAAAGAUUCUGCUCUGAAGCUGUAUGCUGAGACCAUGAAGAGCGGAAUAUUCCGCGGCCAUACUGUGUACGUACGCAUCAAUGACAUCAGUGACGAAACCAGACUGCUGAAAGAAGUAGACGCCCUCUGCCACCCUGAUCUAACGGGCUUUAUUGUACCAAAGAUCACUUCUCCUGACGACAUGAAGAAAGUCGACAGAAUCUUCUCCGAGUUGGAGAAAAAGAACAGCUUGCCUCGCGGCCACUGCAAGAUCAUCCCCAUAUUGGAGACUUUAGAAGCGCUGUGGCACGCACCGGCCAUUGCAAAGGCAUCCCCACGAAUGUCGGCGCUUAUAAAUGGACGUGCAGACAUAGCUGCGUGUUUCCGGAAGCCCCCUCUGAGCAGUCCCAUUGUACAUUCUUUUAUGCGCGAUGUUCUCCACGCUGCGAGAGCUGCUGGAAUACUUGCGCUGGACGGCGUUAGCUACCUGGACAACUUCCCCCGUUUGGAGCGUGACGUUACGAUGGGAAAGAUUCUGGGAUUUGACGGAAUGAUCGUGGUACAUCCAUCGCUGGUUCCAUAUGUAAACCAGCUAUAUUCUCCCACACGACAAGAGAUAGACUGGGCCGAACAAGUCACGGCGGGAGUAAGAAUCUACCAGCGAUCAGCUCAAGAACACCGACAGUUCAUCGGGCCUCCUCAUCUCCCCAGCGCCUCUCACAUUCUGGAGACACACAGCAAGAUCAAGGCGUUAGAAUCAUCUGUAAGUAGAAAUACCAAACCGGCGGAAGAUAUGGGCACCGUUACGCCAUUACAGCGAAAAGGCGGACUCUCAGCUAACCCUAUGAACGGAGGAGAAUGGACCCCCGGUAUCGUACCCGUGACCUUGGAUUCGUCAUGGUGUGCAGUAUGGAACUCGUCAUUUCUCAACACCAGGAGGCUGAACAGUGAUGAUGUGGCGGCAAGGCAGAUGGGCCUUCCGGGAAUCCAACCUCCGUUUCAUCUACUCGCGACCUUGGCGCUGUCCUUAGCUGUGUCAAAGUCUUCCGAAAUCGGUCGCUUCGGUCUCGGCAUCUCUAACGCGGUGCAGCUGAGACCUGUAGCCGAAGGAGACACCAUCAGAGCUUACUUCUCUCUGGACAGCGUGGAGGAGGCAGGAAGAAGCGGGAAAUACUCCAUAGUGACCAGCUCUCACGUCCUGGUCAACCAGCGAGACGAAGUCGUCUUCCGGGCAACAAAGCCGACCAUGUACCCAAAGAAGGCGACUGAAAAGUUACGUAUAGCUAAAAAGCAGAAGAACGGGAUUCCAACAGACUCCGAGGUUCGCAGACACAUUGUCCAGAAUGCAGCAUUGCGUGGGAACACGUACACGGGAACAAUGAGCCUGCCUUUGGAGUCAAAGAAAUUGUACGUCCAUCGCAUAGUUAAAGUCUUCAGCCCGACCGAAGCUAAGGGGCUUUCCAACCUGGUGCGAGCUACAAAUGAACAUCACCUCAACAUCAAGAAAUUCACCACUGACGACAUUGUGGUAGCUGGUCCUCUGGCCGAGGCGGCAACUGUUCACAACGUAGCUGACGAGUUCGGUGACAUCCUGUAUCAAGAGGUUGUGGAGGCUUCUAAUGUCAACCGAGUGAACCAGGAGGAUAUGAUUGGUUCUGUCAGCUUUAUCCACAGUAUUCAGCAGCUGAAAGAGAAUCCCGAUUUGGAAGAGGUGACCGUACGUACCCUGGGGAUCAAGAACCUGGACGUGGAUGAACUGAUGGACAGAGACUUUCCAGUACGACUUUUCUGUGGAGCCAAUAUGAAAACAGCCGACUAUGAGAAGAUCUGCAGCGAGGAGUUCCCCCUGCUGUACCGAAGGAUUGCUACCCAAGUUCUGUGGAAAUUUCUCCGUCUUCGGCCUUUAACAAGCAACGAGGUUCCUGAUGGAAUUCAACAAGAAUUCUCCUGAGCCGGUUAAGCAGAAGUCAUGUUGUAACUUUGUUACAAACAUUAUUACCAUCACACAUAGACACACAGCUGCCUGUGUUUACUCAACAGGUGCCUGUUUUUAUGUUUUACUGAAUAGGUGACUGUUUUACUGAAUAGGUGACUUUUUUGCUCAACAAUAAAAGGGUUUUUAUAAAGCAAACGUACUUCUGAUUGGGCAUGGAGAUGCCAUAUUUCAUACACUAAGAAUGUCACAAUCACAAGACAUGAGUAUCAUUCUGCAUAACUAAUUAUCUGGAAAAGCAGUUCGAUGGAAAAAACGAUCACGUUCAUUCAAUAUGAGUUACAUCUUCAGCAGUAAGAAUCAACUUACGCUUACUAAGCAAAGUAAGUACAUAAUGGUGGUGAAGGUUUGUCUAAUCUUGGAAAGUUCAUAUCAGCUUGCACGCCGCUUUUCACAACAUUAACAGUACACAUUCUAAAUAAUGCAAUAUGAUAUAUAUUGUAUUGACACUAUAUAACUUAUAAGGUAAUAUUGGCUAUGGUCAGUUUUUAUUCAGGAGGCUCCUAAGAUAUUUGAUUGGGGUGUUUCUGUAUCGAAUUUGUGUUGAAAAGCGAGAGAGCGAACUGGUGGUUGGGCUCUUUGCAGUUUCUAAUUUGCUUUUUCACGGCGGGGGGGGGGUGCAUGCAGACAACAAACCUACUGAAACUUUUUUUUAAAUCAUAAUCAAAGGCGCACUGCAGCAAAGCUUUCAGUCGUACAAGUGUCAUUUAAUAUACUCUCACCAUGGAGUCACUAUCAGUCCAUGAGAUGGAAAGAAUAUGUAAACUAGCUAGCGCUUCUUUGCACUUGAUACGUUUAAUAAACGAGUUUUUUAAGAAUUAUUC